Messenger RNA from Pristis pectinata (smalltooth sawfish), 2247 nucleotides. RefSeq names its product uracil nucleotide/cysteinyl leukotriene receptor-like. Gene Ontology annotation, biological process: G protein-coupled receptor signaling pathway. Gene Ontology annotation, molecular function: G protein-coupled receptor activity. Gene Ontology annotation, cellular component: plasma membrane. Bases 426 to 1424 code for a protein of 332 amino acids. The transcript is spliced from 2 exons. The record is from RefSeq and is a predicted model, not a curated record. Lineage: Eukaryota; Metazoa; Chordata; Chondrichthyes; Rhinopristiformes; Pristidae.
CGACACCGCCCCACAGAAAAGCACGCCAAGCACACUGACCCGCUCCAAGAUCUUCAUAAAGGACCCACACACUAGAAAUAUCAUAAAGAUCCUCUUAUCAACGUAAAAAAAAUGAAAUUCUUUUCAUUUACCAAACAAUGAGCUCCCUCUGUUGGCUGAUGGACAAUAACUUGUCCCCAACCCCUGUACCAGUUAUAAAAGAGAAACACCCUCUAUCACACUGACUCACUCAGCCCGGAUCUUAAGCAGAUUUGUGCUGCUCUUGCCCGAUCUGGUCCUUUCGCUGAAUGAGCACGGCGGGUGGUUUUGGGAGCAGAGCUGAGGUGAGGAAACCUUCGCGCCGAGUUCCAGGGGAUGUCGGCGGCAUCAGAUGUUCACUGAAGGUGCCCGCAGCCUGCACGCUGUAAGACCGGGGAAAGGCUACCAUGGCGUACCCCAUCCUGCCCAGCAACGCCAGCGGCCCCCAGUGCACCCAGGAGAGCGCCGAAGAGAACCUGUUCUUCUCCUCCUUCUACGGGGUAGUGUUUGUGCUGGCGUUUGUGGGCAACAUCCUUGCCGUGUGGGUCUUCUCCUGCGAUAACCACACCAACACCACCACCAACAUCUACCUGAUGCACCUGGCGGUGGCGGACCUGUCCUAUGUGCUCAUCCUGCCCAUGAGGAUGGUGUACCACCUGAGCCAGAACCACUGGCCCUUCGGAGAGGUGCCUUGCCGCAUCACCGGCUUCCUCUUCUACCUCAACAUGUAUGCCAGCAUCUUCUUCCUGACCUGCAUCAGCGCCGACCGCUUCUUGGCCAUCGUCUACCCGGUCCGGUCCAUGCGGGUCCGCAAGCCGCUGUACGCCAACAUCGCCUGCGUCGUCCUGUGGGUGCUAGUAGUUCUGGGAGUGGCUCCCAUGCUGGGAGCGCCCCAAACUCUGCAGAGCAGCAAUACCACCACCGUGUGCCUGCAAUUGUACCGGGAGAAGACGUCCAGCUUUGCUCUGGUGCCCUUGACCGUCGGCUUCGUGGUCCCUUUUGUCACCACGGUCACCUGCUACCUGCUCAUCAUCCACAGUCUCCGCAGGGGCAACCGGAUCGAGAGGCACUUGAAGGACAAGGCCAUAAAGAUGAUCAUCCUGGUGCUCACCAUCUUCCUCGUUUGCUUCGUGCCCUACCACGUCAACCGCUACCUGUACAUCCUGUCCACCAGCACCGUCCCCUCCAGCUGCCGGGACAGGCGGCUGAUCGCCCUCAGUAACCGCAUCACGUCCUGCCUCACCAGCCUCAACAGCUGCCUCGACCCCGUCGUCUACUUCUUCGUCGGGGAGAAGUUCCGGGAGCGCUUCUGCCACUUUGUGUGCGGCCGCAGGAAGAGGACGCAGUCCAUCAGCCAUGAGACCAAGACUAACGAGAGCUCCCUCAGCGGCAAGUCGGAGCUCUAGUGGGACUGGCGAGUGACGGCUCCCCCUGCCCAGCGGCCGCUUGUUGUUGCAGUGGGUGUGGGUGUGGUUGGUGUGUGGUGGGGGUGGGGUGUAUGGUUGGCGCGUGUGAGGUUGGUGUGUAUGUGAGAGAGAGAGAGGUUGGUGUGUGUGUAGUGUGUGUGGUUGGUGCGUGUAAGGUUGGUGUAUGUGUGUGGGGUCGGUGUAGGCGUGUGUGAGGGUGUGUCUGUGUGUGUGUGUGUGUGAGGUUGGUGUGUGGGGGGAGGGGAUUAGUUUGUGUGUGAGGCAGGAGAGUGUGUGUGCGAGGUUGGUGGGUGUGUGUUCUGUGUCCGUGUGCACAUAUUGGUUAAAUUGUCGAGAUUCACUUCUCAAUCAUCGCAACGUGGAUUUGACUGGAGAGUGCGUUAGAUAAAUACAAAUCAAUCUGAUGCCAAUCAUUGUUACUCCAGUGAAGUCCCAGUGGACACACAGUACUGAACCUGUAGCCGGAGUGAAGUCGGUCAGCACACACCCGUGAGACCACCGUCGGUGUUUGAUGUCAGAUCGAGAUAGAAGUGUUAGUGAAUACAUCAAUGAAACUCUGAGUGGACCCAGGAUGACGUUUGACUUUUCAGAGGCUGGUUUGAGCAUUGAGAUCCUACCCUCGAGUACAUCACAGCUGGAUAAAAAAGCAGCAGCCACAUCUGUGCCCCUCUGUCCAGCUGAGCUUGGAUCUCCAUGAUACUUAGUGACAAAUUAAAUGAAGGAGUGAACUCGUUAAAAGAAAAGUGAUGCUGGAAUUAUCAAAGACAACUUUCCCAGAGUAGUCACGGGGUGGGGAGGUAGU